Molecule: messenger RNA, 1773 nt
Organism: Pectinophora gossypiella (pink bollworm)
Lineage: Eukaryota; Metazoa; Arthropoda; Insecta; Lepidoptera; Gelechiidae
Exons: 3
Coding region: 40-1623 (527 amino acids)
Source: RefSeq, a predicted model, not a curated record
AGUACUACUUCACAGGACGACAUCGAAAUAUCACAGGCCAUGGAUCUAACAACAAUGGGUGCUCUCUGUGAGCUAAUCCCUCAAGAUCGAAAGGAUUUUUUUCAACGAACCGUCGAUAUCCUUGAUGAUACAUACCCGGACGGCUGGCGUUCAUGGGGGGUGAAAAAUGUAUCCUAUUCAGACCUCUUCGGAAAAUCAAUCUCACCGGCUGUUGAAGCAAAAUUACGCUUCGCCGUCCCUACCGCAAGGCUAGCUCUGGCAUACUCACCGGAUGACUGUUCCCUCUCCGAGAAAAAAUACCGCAUAAUCAAAAGGAUGAUGCUUCAGUGGCCACUAGGACGAGCGCUUCUGUACGCUCCGCACAAAAUUAUGGAGGAAAUUCAUCAAGAGUCGUAUGAUGUCUUCAUGCAUACAGUAAAAACACUGAAACCCCAGCUUACCUCUGUAAGAGGGAACUCCCCAAGAAAACGGAGCUCGUUGUCACCUCAACCUGGCUGCUCGUCGGCUGCCAAAACACCUCGCCGCGAAUCAGAUCCCAGUGAUCCCCAACUACAGCAGUCAUUUUUUGAAAAAAUGGUAGACCUUCUCGCAAAUCAGACUCAGGCAAUCGAAGGCAUUGCCGCUCAGAUUUCUACCCUAUCGUCAAGAAGCGAGCAAAGUAUCGCGGAUGAAUCCGAAUCAGAUGCCGAAAGCACACUUUCUGAUACAAAUUUUUCGGCACCGUCGCUUAACGUUAUCCCAAAAAGUGCCGUUGACGCCGAAGACACACAGGAAGCACUGCUGACAACACAAAUUGCAGAAGCUGAAAAAAAGCUAGCAGCAUUAAAAGCAGCUAGCAGUGUCGAAAAUUUAUUCAAUUAUGACUUCACACCAUCAACAGUUGAAGCAGAACCAAAAUUAGCAAAGGCUGACCAUCGGCUAGUCGAACAGGGGCGUAGAUGCCAACGACUUAAUGACGAGGGUUGGAAAAAUGUACGCUACGCCGAAGUACAAAAAACGUUCCACGCUACCCCAGUAUUUGGAGCACUCAAGGUUAACAACCUCCUGGCUACAUCAACGCCUUCGUGGAACUCAACUGCACAAUUAGAAAAAACAGAUCUCACUUUAGGUGCAAUAACACACGGAUUGCUCCUACAGAGGAAAGCGUUCCAAGAGAUCUGUAAAACAUUAGAUGCAAAGGCUCAACAGGAUAUACAGAAGCACCUCCUGGCUCCCGACAGCACUUUUCGGAAAAUCUCCGAUGGUCUCCUUCAGUACACAUGUGGCCGGAGGGCCGAAAUAAUUCAGCUGCGACGGGAGAUUUACAAAUCACCGAACAAGAUUCUUAACGAGAUAUUACAUGACAUCCCGCCUUCAGAUACACACCUCUUCGAUGACGAAAAACUAUCAGAAGUGGUGAAAAAUCAGGGGGGGGCACACAAGUUCUUCCCCAGGAAGACAACUCCCGGCUUCAAAACCGGAAAGAAACCUUUCACUUCAAAGGGUCAAAGUAAAUCUCAAAACGGGAAAGCUUACAAUAGGAAGCAGCCACCGAUGAAGAAUUUUCGUCCAAAACAAGAAACCUCAGGAAACAACAACAAACCUAGAACAGGUCAAAAUCAAAACUCAACGAAAAAACCCUAAAUCUAAGACUUAUCCAGAUCGCAGCAAAAUCUCUACCAGACACAGAAAAAUACAGGAGUUUUCAAUUACCACACCAGGUAAAACAGGAACUGCGCUGGUGGCUUCAAAAUUUGACAAAAACGUCGACAAUACAAACUGCCCCACCAUCAG